AAUAAAACCUCCUAUAUUUUAUUUGUCCGCCGUCUUUUUUCUGCUGCACAAAACCCUCUACAUGAAAAAACCUUUAAACCACCAUUUUUAACAAAAAAAGAUCGUUUUUUUCUUUUGAUUUCCCCAUUUUUUGUUGAUUCAAGCAAAACCCAUUUUCACCUUUUUGAUAAUGGAAUCAUUGAAGAACCCAUCAAUCCCAGAAAUGCUUUCGUUCUUAGAAAAAAAAUACUCAAUUCAAGAGAAAGAUUUGAUUUUUAGGCAAGAAAAAUUCGAGAUUGAGAUUGAAAAUGUGAAGAAAAAAUUGGAGGAAGAAAAAAGGGGGAUUGAAGGAAGGUGUAAGACGAUAAUGGAGCAGUAUAAGGAGGAAAAUCAGGUGUUAUACAACAGGAUUGACGAGUUAAAGAUGGAGAAAAGUCGAGUUGAGGGUAAAUUAAGAGAUUGUCAUGUGAAACUCAUUGAAUUGAAUGGUAGAGUUUCUUGUUUGAAGGAAGAAAUGAGGAAAAUUAAUGAGGAGCAGUUAAACUCAGCUAAAAAUGGCAAAUCAAGAAAUGAAGAGCCUCUUCCAAUCAACUUGGAUUCGGAAAGUGGAGAUCCUACAAGAAGUCCAUCGGCAUGUCAAGCAAUAUUCUGCUUUAAGGAUAACUUGAAUGCGGUCUCUGACAAACCGGAACAUUUGCCUGUUGUUAUGAUUAGUGAUGAUGAAAUGGACAGAAACGAACUGGCUUCUGAUUCAAACCCUUGUGGUUUGUGUGGGAGUUUAGCAUGUUGUCAAAAGAAAAAGGAAGUGCAUGUUCAAGACUCCUCUAAUUCGAACAAAAAGAGAAAAAGAAGCAUGGAUGAAGGUGAAAAUAGAGAUGGUUCUUCUUGCAAAAUCGAACGUGUUGUUCCAUCUCCAGGGAAAAACUCAGUAUUCAUAAGACCAUGUGAAGACAAAGUUGGAUUUAAAUGCCACUCUGAACUUCCUCUUAGAAUAUCUGACAAGCCUUAUCAGUCUGGUGAUGGCAAUGAAGUUAGAAAAUGGUUGUCUGAAGAAAAUCUUUGUACAGCAUUUGUGGAAGAUCCUGAACUUUGUUUGAACGCAGUAUGUGCCCUGUAUCGUCAACAAAUUUCUGAAAACAAAUCCUCAUAUUACAUGAGUCAGACUGACGAAUAUAGUAUUACUGCUUUAGGCAAUUAUCUGAUUGAUGGGGAUCCCGAAAACAAGCUCAAAAGAACAAUGUCUGAGGUACGUCUGGAAGAACAAGCAAAAUGCAGGACAUUAGCUAUUCGAUACUGCCCCCAACUAUAUCAGACAUACCAUAGCAAGAAAGACCGUCUGUUCUGCCCUGGUACUGGUAUUGUCUGAGCUCUAGUUGACGCAAAAGUUGUCGUUUUGCUAGAGAGAUUUUUUUUAGAAAGAUUCUCCAAUGCUCAAAAAAGGGAUUGAGCUGUUGCACCAGCCUCGAAGUUCGCUAAGCUCCUGGUGCUUGUUUUUCAUCAUUUGGACUUCAAUGUAGCAUGUUGAUUAUGAACAACAGAUGGCUAUAUUUAUUUAUAGAAUUGUUGACAGUUUUAGCUUUUAUAGUUUCAUGAUUGUAGAACAUAUGGAGGCUUUGAUGUGCUUGUUUUGUUGGAAUAUU
Solanum dulcamara is the source of this 1619-nucleotide messenger RNA. RefSeq lists its product as uncharacterized. The record is from RefSeq and is a predicted model, not a curated record. Lineage: Eukaryota; Viridiplantae; Streptophyta; Magnoliopsida; Solanales; Solanaceae. The coding region runs from base 170 to 1345 and encodes 391 amino acids. The transcript has 3 exons.